AUGACGAGUUACCACGAAGACAGUGCUCUUGGUGACAUCCCCAAAAUGCGUACAGUAGAUCUGGAGGGCACCUUAGAGAAGGGAUAUUGGAAAUCGCGCCCAACGUCCCGGAUCCGAUCUAUUCCUACGCGGGCCGCUCAAUGGUGUGUUGAUCACCUCCGGCCGGCAUUUCUGACCGGAAUGGGUGGCCAUAGCAGUCCCCAGGGGAGGCGUACCGCUUACCUCGACGGACUUCGUGGCUUUGCAGCCUUCCUGGUAUACUGGGGCCAUCAUGAGCUCUGGGCGCACGAUGGCAUUGGGGCCGAGAUGAUUUUUGAGAAUGCCUACGGCUACCAGAAGAAACACUACUUUGUCGCCUUCCCCGGCGUGCGCAUCUUCUUUUCGGGUGGGCAUUUCGCCGUGAGUGUCUUUUUCGUGCUCUCGGGUUAUGUGCUUUCGGCCAAACCACUCUCCUUGAUAAGAGCUGGGGAUUAUCUGCAACUGGGCGAUAAUCUGGCCUCUGCCUUAUUCCGCCGCUGGCUACGACUGCACAUCCCCGUCAUCUGCACCACCUUUGUGUACAUGACAUAUCUACACCUGUUUCGCAUCCACGCAACUCCCGAGAUCAAAUCCAGCUACGGGGAGGAGCUCUGGAAUUGGUAUGUCGAGCUGAAAAACUUCAGCUUCGUCUUCCGCACCGGCGGGGAGCCCUGGUUUACUUAUAAUUUCCACUCGUGGUCUAUCCCCGUCGAGUUCCGCGGGUCCAUUGUCAUCUACACGGCUCUCCAGGCCUUCUCGAAAUGCCGAGCCAACGCGCGACUGUUGUGUGAACUGGGAUUGAUCUUCUACUUCAUGUACAUCGCUGACGGCUGGUUCUGCGCGCUCUUCAUGGCCGGCAUGUUGCUCUGUGACCUGGACCUCCGUGCUGCCCGCGAUGAGCUUCCCGACGUGUUCAUGAUGCUAGAGCCGUUCAAGGAGGGCAUCUUUUAUGCCAUGUUAGGGAUCAGUCUGUACUUGGGUGGCGUUCCCUCGCGGACUUGGGAGGAACAGUUCUUGCGAGAUUCUCCCGGGUGGCACUACCUUUCUUACCUGAAGCCACAAGCGGUCUUUGAUUUCAAAUGGUUUUAUUUGUUCUGGGCGGCGACGUUCCUGGUGGCCUCCAUUUCGCGGAUCCACUGGCUGAAAAGCUUCUUUGAAACGUCGUUCAACCAAUAUCUUGGCCGCAUCUCUUUUGCGUUCUAUUUGGUUCACGGACCCGUCCUCUGGGUACUGGGGGAUCGCCUUUAUGCCGCGGUGGGCUGGGUUCGGGACUCCCAUGCGACGACCUGUCCGGGGUGGAUUAAUCGCUUCCCUCUGCCCAAAGUCGGCCCACUUGGCCUGGAAUUGAACUUCUUCGCCCCACACCUCAUUUUGCUGCCGGUGACGCUUUGGCUCGCCGAGAUUGUGACUAAAUUCGUCGACGAACCGAGCGUCCGGUUUGCGCAGUGGUUCUAUCGGAAGACCCUGACACCCGCAAACCAAUCAUAG
Messenger RNA from Aspergillus nomiae NRRL 13137, 1506 nucleotides. RefSeq names its product acyltransferase family protein. NCBI's taxonomy places the organism in Eukaryota, Fungi, Ascomycota, Eurotiomycetes, Eurotiales, Aspergillaceae. The coding region runs from base 1 to 1506 and encodes 501 amino acids. The transcript has a single exon. Gene Ontology annotation, biological process: polysaccharide biosynthetic process. The record is from RefSeq and is a predicted model, not a curated record. Gene Ontology annotation, cellular component: membrane. Gene Ontology annotation, molecular function: acyltransferase activity, transferring groups other than amino-acyl groups.